Diachasma alloeum is the source of this 4491-nucleotide messenger RNA. RefSeq names its product dnaJ homolog subfamily C member 7. The record is from RefSeq and is a predicted model, not a curated record. The transcript has 5 exons. NCBI's taxonomy places the organism in Eukaryota, Metazoa, Arthropoda, Insecta, Hymenoptera, Braconidae. Gene Ontology annotation, molecular function: protein binding; nucleic acid binding; zinc ion binding. The coding region runs from base 143 to 2428 and encodes 761 amino acids.
ACAGCUGCGUCGUCUAUUCUUACGGUAUGUGAUUAGUGCAAAAAAGGAUUAAAGAUCUCUCGACAGUGCUUUCCACAGUGCCCGGUGGGUAACUAGUAGAAAAGUUAAGAUUUUAAUUUUUAAUUAUUAGAAUCAGUGAAGAAUGAGUGCGGUACCAAAAUCCGAUGCUGGGAGGGAUUCCAAAGCCGAAAGAUCAGCGAAUUUUCGACAACGAGAUGAGAAUGGACGUGGAAUCCCCUUGAAAGCGUGCAGAAACUGUGGAGGAACAUGGAAAUGGGUUCAUUAUUGUCCAGCAGACAAGAAAACCUGCCAUUUAUGUGGAAAAAUCGGGCAUUACGCGAGAAUGUGUCGUUCCUCAACCCUAAACAACAACAACAACAACAAUCUCGAUUACAGAAACACGAGGAGAAACUGUCACAAUAAUAACAGAAGUGAUGGAAAUGGUGAUUCAGAAUUUAAAGGGCCUCAUAAGAGUGCACCCAGGGUUUACUAUAGUCGAAGCCAAAGUCAAGAGUUUCAUAACAGAAGUAAUGAAAAUAGUAGGAAGAAUUCACCCUCAGAAUCUGUAGCUGAUAAUAAUUCCUAUCGUCAACAGCCCUGGCGAAAUGGUAAUAAUCAGAAUCAAAAUAAUUCCAAACAGUUUGAAGGUCGUCGUGAGACCAAGCACGAGGAUAACCAGAACGAGACAUCUGAAGAUCCCAGAGAGGAAAAAACAGACAAUUCUGAUCACAACAAUGAGAAUAAUAAUAACAAAAGUCCGGAGAGUGAUUCUCCGGGGGAGUUUAAAGGUUCAAACAAAUUCGAAAGGAAUACGAACUCCAAGGGACAAAAUAACUAUAAAAAACCAAGAAAUUAUGGGAAUGGCAAAAAUGAGAGGUUUGACAAGGAUGAGAAAAGUUAUGAGAGUGGGGGUAGGGAACAGAACAAUAGCUCAAAGGAGCAUAAGGAGACGGAUCAUGAUAAGAAAGAAAGUGGUAAUUCUAGGGAAGACUCGAGAUACGCUUACACCAGUGUGGAACAGUCUCGGUACGAUCCUAGAAAAGAUAAUGCAAGGUCAUCGAAUUUUUCUAAUCAUAAUGAUCACUCGAAGUUUGAUGGUUGUGGAAACAAAUCGACGUCGACGUCUGGAUAUUAUUACCAAGAGAAGAUUAAAUAUGAUGCAAUUGGAUUAAAACAGAAAUUGGCGAAAACUUUCUAUCAAAAAGGGAACUACGAAGCUGCUCUAUCACAUUAUUCCAGGCUCAUUGAAAUGUGUCCGAACAAUCCGGUAAACUUCAAUAAUCGUAGUGCUUGCUACAUGAUGCUAGGACAGUAUAAUAAUGCAGUUACAGAUGCAAACAGAGUUAUUCAAUUGGAUCCUUCAUGCAUCAAGGCAUACUCAAGACUGAUAAAAUGUGCCAUGCUGCUCGGUCACACGAGAUCUGCAGAAUUCCAUCUCACUAAAUUAUCGGAAAUCGAUCCAAAUCACGAGAUAAUAUCCGCAGAACGUAACAAGUUGGAUAAACUCCAAAGGGCUUUGGAAAAAGAGACGAUCACAAUUAGAGAUAACAAUUACCAAAAUGCCCUAGAUUGUAUCAAUAGCUGUUUACUCAUCAGCCCUCACCGCGCAUCGUAUAAAGUAAAAAAGGCGGAAUAUUUGGCAUUGCUCAAACGUCACAACGAAGCGGAACAAAUCAUCAAUGAGAUACUGCAGAAGGAUCCUAUCAAUGUAGAUGCAAAAUACAUUCUAGGACUUCGUGUAUAUCAGAGUGAUAUUGACAAGGCUUUGAAAUACUUCAAGGGCAUUCUUCGACUUGAUCCGGACCACAAAAAAAGUCAUCAAAUAUUUAAGAAACUGAAACGAUUUGUAGACGCGAAAGCAACAGGUAACGAUAAAUUUCACGCCGGAAAUUUCGCGGAUGCCCAUCGCAUAUACUCAUCAGCCUUAUCAAUCGACCCUGACAAUACUCUCAUGAAGAUGAAACUGUCCUACAACAUGGGUCAGGCAUCGUUCAUCCUCGGAAACUUUAAAAGAGCGAUUGAUGAAUACUCACAAGCCAUCGAUAUCGACUCGACUGUGGUUAAAUUUCUGAAACAGCGCGGACAUUGCUACAUGGAAAUGAAAGAUUACGAAGAAGCUAUUGCCGAUUUUUCGAGGGUCUGCAAUUUGGACCCUGGGAAUGAGUGUCAAAAAUUGAUCCAGGAAGCUGAGAAGUUAUUAGCACUUGUGAAGAAAGAUCACUAUACGAUUUUGGGGGUGAGCACAGAUCCAUCCAUUGAGGAAGUUAAAAAAGCGUAUAAGGAUAAAGCGCUGCUGCACCACCCCGAUCGCCACGCGAAUGCUACCGUAGAGCAGCAGAAGAAACACGAGAGAAAAUUUAAGGAUAUCACGUUAGCUUACAGACAUCUGCUUGAAAAGUGCAAGCGGAAAGUGAAAUAUGCCUGCUAGACCAUCACUUUUUACAUUGCAGGGUAUCAUAUGUCAAAAAGUGAUGACUUUGCACGUAUGAAAAAAUCCUAUAGGAUUUCUUAUAGCAUAUCCUAUCGGAAAUCUUAUGGAAAAUUGGAACAUUUCCUAUAGGAUUUUCCUGAUCGGAUUUCCUGUAGGAUUUAAUAUGAAAAUUUCAACAGAGUUUCCUAUAAAAUUUAGGGGUAUAAGGGUCCCAAUGAGGGUCAAAAGUGUCAUAUGAGGAUCAUAUGGAGGUCAUAUAUGGGUCAUAAGGGUCAUAUUAGAGUCAUUUAAGUGUAAUAUGGGGGUCAUAUAUGGGUCAUAUGGUGGUCAUGUGGAGGUCAUAUGGAUGUCAUAUGGGAUCAUAUAGGAGUUGCAUGGGGGUUAUUUUACCAUUCAUCAUUUUGACCCUUAUGACCCUAAAUUUCAUAGGAAAUCCUAUUGAAUAUCUGAUAGGAUAUCCUAUAAGACAUCCUGUGGGAAAUCCAAUAAGAAAAACCUGAUAGGGAAUCCUAUAAGAAAUUCUAUAGGAAAUCUGUCUGAAAAAUCCUAUAGGAAAUGUUCGAAUUCUCCUAUAGGAUUUUUUCAUACGUGUGACUCAAUAUUUUUAUCACACAUUCAUCGCAGUCGUUAGAUUACGUAGGAUUUCUUCACAAUCUUUCCAGAUUUUGUUUUCACGAGGAUUAACCCUCUGUUACUCGCGAAGGGCGUAUGGAGCACCCCAAGCGUUUCUUCAAUAAUUUUUUUUACUACUCCAUUGAAGAUCGAAACGAAAAUUGAAUGUUGAAGGUUUGAAGAAUAAUUGUCCUCUUUAAACCCACAAACAUCCAGACAAACCCAGUGAAAAACCUGUUUAAAAGCAGGUGAGUAACGAAGGGUUAAUGUUAACAAUCAUAGUUGUUCCUUACAGAUAGAAAUUCGUUGAUGAUAAAUCAACUCAUCUAGGAGUGUAAUUUUGUGAUAACCGGAAAACUCGCCAUAACGUGUGCAAUAAUUUACUGAAGUUCUGGAACAAAAUAAAUAGAAUUCAAUUUUAGAUUGUUCCAGAACUUUAGUAACAGAGUGCACGAAAAAUAUUCAUGGAACAAACAAGUGCAACCGCGAAAAAAUUCAAUUGGAUUCCUGCUACACCUAUAUUGGAGAUUCUAUCAAGUUUCUCCGAUUUUAUCCAGAAAUUCUGUAGCUUUUCUGCACUUUUGCAAUAGGAAAUAGUCAAUGCAAACUGUUUCAAAGAAAAGAUAAGUAGAUUCGAUUUUACUAUACAACAUUCCAUCGAGUCAUUUUCUAUAAAAAUUUUCCGACAUAAAUUUUCGAAGUUUUUUACAGCAUUUUAAAAAUGUUAUCAUAAAAAAUGUGAACAGAAAAUAGAAAAUUUAGGCCGCGAAAUUUCUAUAGAGAAUAUCAUAAUAUAAUAAGUCGAGGAAUAAGUGGUAUUGAAAAAUCGAAGUCUAUUGACGUUUUCUAUAAGAUAUUUUCUAUUGAACAUCUUUCUUGGAAAAUAUGUAUAGAAAAGUUACGGAAUUUUUUCAACAGACAGAAUGUUGAGCAGAAGUCCAAUAAGAAUCUAACAAAAUUUUUGAGCAAUUGCGCUUUUUAACUCUAUGAAAUUUAUUCGUACUUGAAGAGCUGAUGUUGGUGCUUGAAAAUGAAAUCGCUCAAUUUUUUGUAAGAAUUCAUACAUAAUUCAUUCAACAUUAUAAAUAUUCUGUGUAAGUUCCAAGUUAAUGUCAUAAUUUUACUUUUUUCGAAAGAAGCACGUCAACGAUUAUGAAAAGUUUGAAAUUGAAAGGGGAAAAAACCCAGUUUGAAAUAUUUAGUAUAGAUUGUUUUGCAAAUAUCUCGAAACUACUGGGUUUAGGAAAAACAGGUAAAACAUUCUCUCGGUAGAUUUUAAAAGCUACUACGAAGAAAUCAGUAGCGAAGCGGUAAAACGGUUCAAGGCCACCGUUUUCUUCAAAUUUUCCAAUAAAUUUUCUGCUCAAAGUUAUUAAUAUUUUUCGAACACAAAGCAUAUUGAUCUUUAUCAUGGCCUUCUGGAGAUUAAUGUGUUUAAAUUUGUAAAA